GAUAUCUAACAUGUAGUCAGCUUAAAUCACUUCUGCUCAGGAUAUUAGAGUCGGGGUUUUUUGUCCCCUGGGAAAUGGAGUUAGAAAAUCGUGAAAGAAAAGUUUCAGGAAGAGGAGCCUUAGAGGAAAAGCAAACGGUCACCUCUCAAGAUUCUGGAACCAAACCACUGACCUUCACAUUCAUACCGUCCAUUGGAAGACUUCCAACUCAUUUUGAGGUUGUAGAUGUCUCUAAGUUCCUUGUGACAAUUCCAGAGGAUCCAAAGGAUCUGAGCAAUCAAGAAAUUAUAAAUAAGUCUAAUGCAGUCUCUGACGAGCUGGCCUUAAAAGGAGGGGCCAAACAAGACUGCGUGUCCACCAUCCGUACAGACAGCACCCGAACAUCUUUCCAGUCCCUGGGGAGUAACUUGAGCAAAGGAGAAAUGCAGGAGAAUGACCUUUUUAAGGCUGAGUUUAUCCUGAUUACGGACUCCGGUGACGAAGAUGAAGUAGCCGCUACCUCCAACAACAUUCAUCGGCCUUCCAAUGGCUAUGGUCCCAUCAGUGCUCAGCUGCUGGCCAUGUCCCAUGUUUCCCCUGGCACCGGGGCAGGGAAACCUCCUGGUGAUGGGCACGUUCCAGGUGCUAUGCGUUCCCACAGCACUGGUGAUCCACAAAAACAUCAGGCAUUAGAAGAGCCAACCAAGACUGCUAGCGUGACUGAAGGCACUGCUUUGGACACCCAUUCAGAGAUGUGCUCCCCUGCCCACCUCAGACAACAAACAGAAGAGCUGUGUGCUGUCAUUGACCAAGUCCUGCAGGACCCAUUGACUAUGCGUCGAUGUGAGUCUUCUCCAAGUUUCCUGCAGAUGAGCACGGAGUCAGAUGUCGGCAAGGUGUCAACAACACUGCAGAGAGUAGCCGGGCGUGAAACCAGAUAUGCCAACCUUUACAAAUCGGCACCUAUGGUAACAGAGAGUCAGAUGCCCAGUCAUCCCAUAGUGCCUAUUCCGGAAAAUGAAACACUCAGCUCUAAGGAGGUUGCCAAUGAAAGAGGUUCUGUUUAGCUAUGAUG
This is a messenger RNA of Charadrius vociferus (killdeer), 1054 nucleotides long. It is a transcript of the gene MLIP, whose product is annotated as muscular LMNA-interacting protein. Gene Ontology annotation, biological process: negative regulation of transcription by RNA polymerase II. The record is from RefSeq and is a predicted model, not a curated record. Gene Ontology annotation, cellular component: PML body; nuclear envelope; sarcolemma. The transcript is spliced from 10 exons. Gene Ontology annotation, molecular function: transcription corepressor activity; lamin binding. The coding region runs from base 75 to 1046 and encodes 323 amino acids. Lineage: Eukaryota; Metazoa; Chordata; Aves; Charadriiformes; Charadriidae.